This is a messenger RNA of Salvia miltiorrhiza (redroot sage), 1221 nucleotides long. Its product is annotated as probable calcium-binding protein CML22. The coding region runs from base 122 to 988 and encodes 288 amino acids. The transcript has 5 exons. Lineage: Eukaryota; Viridiplantae; Streptophyta; Magnoliopsida; Lamiales; Lamiaceae. The record is from RefSeq and is a predicted model, not a curated record. Gene Ontology annotation, molecular function: calcium ion binding.
UGAGAUUGAGACAAACAAAGUGGAUUUCAGUAAAAGCCAUGAUUACAUUUCCACUUGAGAAAGAAAAAAGGAAAAGGAAAGAAGAGAAUAUCAGAUAUCCUAAUUCGAAAACCAUUAUUCCAUGGACGAAUUCCACAUUUCUACUUUACUUUUCUUCUACCCAAUUCCAUUCUUUAACCUUCUUUACUGCUUAAAUAUAAAAUAUCUGCUUCUGCAUUUGCUCUCUGUGAUCUUAGGUCUCAAAGCCAUGAGAUAUCCACAAGGACAAGGUGCAUCUCAAUCGCCCUUUAAGUCGUUAUAUGACAAGUUGCAAGACAUACUUUGCUGUUCUACAUUACCAAACAACUAUAAGAGGCUAGACGCGACGCUUGAGAAGAAAAUGAUGGAGAUCAAGAGGAACCCUUCGAGGAAUCACAGUUUCAAAUCAUUCGACACCAUAAUCAUGAAAUUCCCUCAGUUCAGGGAGGGGCUGAAAGAGAUCAGGGACAUAUUUGAGCAGUAUGAUGAAGAUUUCAACGGUACUAUUGACAAUCAAGAGCUCAAGAAAUGCUUGCACGCGUAUGAGUUUAGCAUCAGUGAUGAGGAGAUUGGUGAUCUUGUCGGCUACUGUGAUAUAGAUGAAAAGGAAGGGAUACAAUUAAAGGAGUUUAUAGUUCUUGUAUUUCUCAUUUAUCUUCUCACGGAUGCUCCAGCUGCACCUAACACGAAAUUGAAGAUGUGUUCGCCUCAGAUUGAAGCGACCUUCAACGCAAUAAUUGAAGUGUUUGUAUUUCUUGAUAAAGACGGUGUUGGGAAGCUGAAGAAGAAGGAUGUGGUGAAGGCACUAAACGAGGCUUCUCCAAAGGAGAAAUCGCCCUCACACAUCACACACAGCCGUUUUAAAGAGAUGGACUGGGAUAAGAAUGGAAAAGUUAGCUUCAAGGAAUUCCUCUUCUCCUUUAUGGGUUGGGUCGGGAUCGAUUGUGAUGAUGAAGAUCCUGAAGCGUAGUUAGAUGAAGCAGGGGAGCUGUCUGAAACGAGCGAUCGAGGUUAGAGCCAUGUAUAUUUGAUAACUUGUUCAAACUGUACAAUACAUAACUCAUUUAUACAAAUAUCUCAUCUGUAUGCUGUAUGUUACUCAACUCAAGAGGCUUCCUUGAUUAUAUCAUUUCAUUGAUUUUGGAUCAGUUGUUGUAAAACUCAUGAGUCGUAUAUUACGUCAAAUGUGAUGAACUCCACCAA